This is a messenger RNA of Didymodactylos carnosus, 1086 nucleotides long. The record is from the annotation of a GenBank genome assembly. NCBI's taxonomy places the organism in Eukaryota, Metazoa, Rotifera, Eurotatoria, Philodinida, Philodinidae.
AUGAAUAGCAUACCAAGUGAUUUAGCGUCAUUUCAGGCAUUUUUAUCAACCAAAUAUCCUUUAUCUUUUAAAGUCAGCCGUCAUCUUCAGUUAAUCAAUUUGAAAAAACUUAAUGAGAACGUUCGUACGCAAUCAGAGGAUAGCAAUAAAGAGACAGUAAACAACAAUGUUGAAUCGACUUGUAAACAAACAACAAUAAACAGCAAUAAUGUUCGUCAGCGGAAUAAUUUUAAUGUUCCUGAUACACUCGUCAUGCCAGAGGACAUUGAAUCAUUUGCUGAAUCCUAUGGGAUCAAUCAAUCGCAAGACUUAGUAGAUUUUUCACAAAUAAAAGAUAACACAACCAAUGAUUUCAUUAUUAAAGACGAAGCAUCGCAACAAUUUUUACCACUAAGUCGUAAUCAGAUGGACGAACGUAAUGCACAGAUGAACAAUGUGACAGCAACAACUUAUAAUGAUGAUACACAAGAUGAUGCUGUAAUUAUUCCUGAUUCAGAUGAAGAAGAAACUCAAGACAUAGACGAUGAAAAAUUGUGCAACAUUAGCUAUUUAAGUAAAACACCGUUGAAACGAGUACAAAAUUCCAAUUUGUCGGACGAUGCUGUCUUAUCACCUAUAAUAACGUCUACAACACGAAACUCCACUGCUAAUCUUAGUCUAAAUUUUUCUCAAACAUCUGUUGAUUCACAAACUCGUACUUGCGUUAAAAAUGGUUUAGAUUUAAUUGGUUGUAGUGAAAGUGUUGGUGAAGGAUUAAUUAUCCUUAACGAAGAUGAUACGAAUGCUCUAUUGGAUGGCUAUGAAAUCAUGUUUAUUGGCCAAUUUGAUCUUUAUCAAUAUUCUAAAGAACGUUUGAUGGAAUUAUGUAUUGAAUAUGGUGGAAAAGUUAUUAAUGAAAAAAUUACUCGUCCAUUUCUUAUUUUAUGUGGCAUUUUAAAAGACAAAAGCUCAAUAACGAAAAUGAAAGAAUUGGCAAAAUGUACAAGUAUGCGUCCAUUAAAAGUAACCUGGCUCAUUGAUUCAAUUAAUCAAAAACAACUUUUACCACGUGAAAAUUAUGAUAUGCGUUGUUUUUCAAAAAAUUAA